CACACACACACACACACACACUGAUGGACAAAAUGGAUGCGGCAACCCACGUCAUGAAAAAGAAAAGGCCCCGUGAAGAUAAUGAAAAGACAGAGAAGGUUAAAAAGAGAAGGAGGGUUGAUGAAAGCGAUGUUUGCCAAAACAAGCAGAAAGCUGAAAGCGAUGAGAAGCAGCCCCGCUUGUCUGCCAAAGUGUUUGGAGAAGACUCUGAAAUCAGCUACGACCAACUGUACAGAUUCCUCAAGUAUUCUGCUUUGGGGAAACGCCACGAUGCAGCUCAUCCCAGCUGGUGCCGUGUUCAUCACCGGAGGCGUCUGGCUGGCGUAGUGGUGGUGGUCCUGCGGGACGUCGGCCAGCUCCACUUUGACCGCUUCUACCUGCAGUUCAAGCAUCUCCGAAAGAUAUUCAGACAUCGCUUCUCUCUACCCCCGGCCUCUGAUGACUUUAUGAAAGAACUUUGCGGCUCGGGGACCAAUGACGCUCCACAGAUCAGCAGGCAAGUGACGCGGAAAGAUCCCAUAAUUCAGAAAUAUGGAGAAGAGGGCCAUGGGCUCUCCAGGUAUGUCCUUACUGCGGAGGAGAUGCGCCUCAAUGAUUACCCCUUGGAAGGCUUCAGCAACUACAGCCAUUUUGUCCGCACCCGUUGUGAUGGCCCAGCGACAGACAGCAGCCCCCUCUUUGGGCUGGACUGUGAAAUGUGCCUCACCGAUAAGGGAUCCGAACUCACGCGAAUCUCUGUGGUGGAUGCCCGUGGUCGGUGCAUUAUGAAUGAGCUGGUCAAGCCCGAGUUACCAAUAAGAAAUUACCUCACAAGUUACUCUGGCAUCACGGAAGAGCUGCUCCUUCCCGUCACGACAACCCUCGCCGACAUCCAGGUCCGGUUGAAGAAGCUGCUGCCCUCUGACGCGGUUUUAGUGGGCCACUCUUUGAAUUUUGACCUUCAAGCUCUAGAAAUGGUGCAUCCGAACGUUAUAGAUACUUCUCUUCUCUUUGCCAGGAAGGGUGGCAAACGGUUCAAGCUCAAAUUCUUAGCAGAAGCAGUUUUAAGGAAGCAAAUCCAACGCACGGACGGAAGCGGCCACGAUCCAACCGAAGAUGCUAAGUGUGCCCUUGAACUGGCCCAGUAUUUCAUCAGCCAAGGACCCAGGAAGGUAGCAGAGCUGAACCUGGAAGCAAGACUGCUAAAGCAAAGGGAGACGGGAGAGGCAUGGAACGGUGCGUUGCCGCAGCAAAAGAACGGGGUGAGGAAACCCAUCCAAUGCCUUCUAGACAUCUUGCACUCUGUUGGUCAAAAAACAUUGCUUCUGGGAGGACAGAAUGAGGGAGCUUCCGACAACUGUCAAAAUCAGACUGGCUCUCCGAAUAAGCAAGUACUCCAGAGAGCCCUGGAAGAGAUUCCCAGGUCCUCCUUCAGUGUAAUUCAGUUUGCUUUGGAUUCUCAGCAUGCCACACCCAACCAGGUUGCAGAAACAGUUUCCAAGAUGAGGACCAAGCUGGCCAACAUGCUGACACUCUACGCAGGCCCAUUUGCCAAAGACUUUUGCCUGAAGUCUCUGAAGAGAACCUUCAAGAAAUACGGCCAUGUUCUGUCAAUAAGGGCCAUCACAGAAACAUUUGAGCCCCACGUCUGUAUCCAGUACGAAGUGCUUGAGGCUGCCCAGCUUGCGAUGGAGAGUCUCAAUGGCGCAGAAGUAGCAGGAUUCUCAGUCAAGCUUCAGAGACCCGUCACUGAGGAAACGCUCGAUUGUGAGAUGCUGGUGAAGGAGCUGGAAAGAGAUGCAGACAACGAAGGCGUCCUUUACCUGGCAGGAUUGGGGAAAGCCCAGAGCGAGGCAGGCUUGCAGGAGAAGCUGGGUUAUUUGAAAGACUUAAACGCUAUUUUCCUGCCAAGGGAUCCCAGAACCGGAAAACAGAGGAAUUACUGCUUUCUCAAAUUCCACACACCAGAAAGCGCCUCCCAUGCUCUUGAAGCCAUAAGGGAACAGACAGCCAGAGGAAGCAAAUUGCAGAGCAGGAGGGCUCUCACGCCCGCACGCCUCCACAAAUGGUUUCGUCACGUGAAUCAAAAUGGCGGGAAGCUCCUUGCCUCACAGCCACCCCUUGAAGCUCACUUCCUGGAAAAGGAGCGGCCCUUUGCUUUGGAAGAAGAUUUAAAGAAAGCCAUGAAGACAUUAGACCGUAGAAUCAAACAGCUGCAUCGGUGCUUGCCGAACCACACACUCUGUGUUGUUUUGUUACCAGGCACAAACAGAGGCUCCGAAUUGUUCCAGGGCAUCGGCCUGCUGGGAAUCAAAGGAGAAAAGCCAGCCUCCCGAGGUUGCUGUUCGCCUUCAUAGCUUUUAAUGCCCUGGUUUUGCUAAAAGCUCCAGUGAUUUCAUUUAGGCCCUGCAUCCCGAACACCAGCAAGUCCCCACCCCCCCAUUCCUUCAAUGUUUUAAAUAUUAAAAUCAGCUAAGUCAAAUA
Messenger RNA from Lacerta agilis (Sand lizard), 2463 nucleotides. RefSeq names its product RNA exonuclease 5 (gene REXO5). The coding region runs from base 24 to 2336 and encodes 770 amino acids. NCBI's taxonomy places the organism in Eukaryota, Metazoa, Chordata, Lepidosauria, Squamata, Lacertidae. Gene Ontology annotation, cellular component: nucleus. Gene Ontology annotation, molecular function: exonuclease activity; RNA binding. The transcript is spliced from 19 exons. The record is from RefSeq and is a predicted model, not a curated record.